Lycium barbarum (goji berry) is the source of this 2902-nucleotide messenger RNA. RefSeq lists its product as uncharacterized. The record is from RefSeq and is a predicted model, not a curated record. Gene Ontology annotation, molecular function: zinc ion binding; nucleic acid binding. The transcript is spliced from 3 exons. Lineage: Eukaryota; Viridiplantae; Streptophyta; Magnoliopsida; Solanales; Solanaceae. The coding region runs from base 1124 to 2578 and encodes 484 amino acids.
CGUCUGUGAGGUAUGUAAAGCUUCCCACUCCUUCAUUUGGCAUAUCCUAGUAUGUUAGUCGAAUAUGAGACCCUCCGGAUCAUUUUUGUUCCUCGAAACCCGAUCCACAGAAAAGUUACUAUUCAUUCAAUUCAAUUGAAGCCUAAGGGCUCUAUUUUGGCUAGAAUGCCACCAUUCGCCUCCAACCUAUCGAAAUGUGGUCGGGUAACCUAGUAAUGAUUAUGUAUGACCCCUGGCAUAUAAAUGUUCGUAAAAAUAUGUUCGUCACCUCACUUGACUCGAGGUGGGCCCGCUAACCCCGAGACGCCCUAUGUGUCUCAUUGGGCUGUCCUUUUGAAUAACGUUUGGAAUAGCACUUUCGAUUUUGGAACUUCCUCCUACGGGAUGUAUUUUGAAUGUUACGAUAUGUUAAGUUACGUUUUGAGCUAUACGUACUACCUUGGAAAUGUUUCGUGAAAUGGAACUUUAUAUUGACUAAGUAUGCGAUUAUUUUGUAUUAUGAAAUAAUUUAUGAGACUAUCAUGUUUUGAAAGACUAUUUUGAAAUAUGAUUUGCAUUGUCCGCUCACGACUCCGCUCGUGCCUUGUUAUGACUUCGUUCACCGGUUCCCGGGCCGGUUUUGAUUCGUGCGCUUUGUGAUAAUUCGGUCGUAUGCUGUGCUACGGUUCCCGAGGCUUCGCCAUAGGGCCAGGACCGUUUGGAGUUAUGCUGUGAUAUGGCUCGUGAUGCAAUACGCUCACCUAUGAUUAUGUUUGUGUUCGGGGAUGUACGGAGAUUUGAAACCUUCUGGUGUUAUGCUGUGUGUGGCGCCUGCGUCGGAGUGGCGACCACGUUCUGUAACGUUUGCAUGAUUUCAUUUGCAUUACGUAUAUGUAUGUGAUUUUGACACUGAUUUUGAUGUACCGGUUUAUACUCCACUUUACUGUCUGGUUUGCUAUCAGUUUUGAUCCAUAUUUCUGUACUCCGUGCUUUACAUACUCAGUACAUAUUUCGUACUGACCCCCUUUUCUGCGGGGGGCUGCGUUUUAUGCCCGCAGGUACAGACAUUGGUGAUCCCCCAUUGUAGGCUCCACUUUUCUGCUAUCUCGGAGUACUCCUACUUGAUCCGGAGUCCACUUCUGUGAUGCCUCCGAAAAAGGCAACGGCGGCCCAGAAGGGCAAGGCGAAAGUGGCAGAGACUAGUCGGGCACCGAGAGUCACCGUUACCCGAGCUCGAGCUCAGACUAUGCCCGGUAUUACACUUCAGUCAGAGGGAUCCAUUACACCACCGGCAGAGCCUGGAGCAGGUCCCUCAGCAGCUCCAGCGACUCCAGCGCCCGCAGCUCCAGCUCCUCAGUCAGGGGCGGAUGACAGGACAUUGACAGAGGCUGUGCAGUUACUGACUACCCUGGUAGCGGGACAGGCUCAGAGACACGGCCGGAGGGAUGAUGAUGAUGGCAGGCGGGACAGCCUGAGGGUUCGGGAGUUCUUAUUAUGUGGCCCUCCAGAGUUUUCCGGGUCUAAGCCCGACGAGGACCCUCAUGACUUUAUUAGGGGGAUGCGACGCUUAGUAGAUUUGGUCAGGGCUUCAGAGACCGAGUCUGUUGAGCUGGCUUCGCACAGGCUACGGGAUGUUGCUGCUCACUGGUACGAGUCUUGGGAGCUAGCUAGAGGCCGGGGUGCUUCCCCAGCCACUUGGGACGAGUUUGAGGCUGCUUUUCUCAGCCACUUUUUGCCUCCAGAGUUGCGGAGGGCGAGAGUGGACAGGUUUUUGCAGAUUCGACAGAGGGGCCGGAGUGUUCGUGAGUAUAACCUGGAGUUUGAUUCACUGGCCCGAUAUGCUCCGGCUAUAGUGGCAGAGAUGGCUGACCGGAUGCACCGAUAUGUGAUCGGGCUGGACCGUUACUUAGUUGAGUCCUGUAUGUCGAUGGCAUCACGGACAGAUAUGGAUAUCGCCAGAUUACAGGCGUAUGCUCAGGGGAUGGAGGACAGGUACCGAGCAGAUCAGUCCACUAGAGAUCGUGACAGGAGGCCGCCCAAGAGGGCUAGGUUCGCAGGUUAUUCCGGGGAUUCUCGAGGCGGACAGCCUCAGCAGCGGCAGUCAGGCAGACAGCUACCUCCACCCGGCCAGAGUACUCAGUCAGGCGGUCGGAGAUUUGAUAGUGCGGGACCGUCUGGGGCCGGUCAGGGCUCCAGAGCGGCAGGUCCACAGGUGUCCAGAGGCCCCAGCCAGCCCAGACCACCUAGGCCCCGUUGUUCUCAUUGCGGGAAGUCUCAUCCAGGAGAGUGUUAUCGAGCUACAGGAGCUUGUUUUACGUGCGGCGGUCAGGGCCAUUUUAUGAGAGAUUGUCCGUUGGCCAGCGGUUCCGGUAGUGUGGCUCAGCCGACAGGGUCAGCCGCCGGUUCAUCAUCUGCUCCAUCUGUUGCACGCCCUGCAGGGCGAGGUGUGCCGACAUCGGCGGGACGCGGUCGAGGCCGCGGUGGCGUUGCAGGUUCUAGCGGUCCUUCGAACCGCAUAUAUGCUUUGGCCAGCCGCCAGGAUCAGGAGGCUUCGCCAAACGUCGUCACAGGUACAGACAUUGGUGAUCCCCCAUUGUAGGCUCCACUUUUCUGCUAUCUCGGAGUACUCCUACUUGAUCCGGAGUCCACUUCUGGUAUAGACAUCUGUUGCUGUAUAUAUUUUGUAUAUUUGGCUGUUUGGGUACGGCGGGGCCCUGUCCCGCCAUAUGAUUCUGUCGGUCUGUUAGAGGUCUGUGGACAGGGUUGUGGGUUAUGGUCCUUAGGUAUGGUUAUGUGAACAUGUCGUUGUGCGAUUCUCAUAUACUGAGGCGGCCAGUCCGCAUGUUUUGAUUAGGCGAUUCUAUACGCCGAGGCGGCCAGUCCGCGUUUGAUAUAUGUAUAUAUAUUGUCCUGUUAGCCCUGA